This is a messenger RNA of Alternaria burnsii, 1602 nucleotides long. RefSeq names its product polysaccharide lyase family 4 protein. The record is from RefSeq and is a predicted model, not a curated record. NCBI's taxonomy places the organism in Eukaryota, Fungi, Ascomycota, Dothideomycetes, Pleosporales, Pleosporaceae. The transcript is spliced from 5 exons. Gene Ontology annotation, biological process: pectin catabolic process. Gene Ontology annotation, molecular function: carbohydrate binding; carbon-oxygen lyase activity, acting on polysaccharides. The coding region runs from base 1 to 1602 and encodes 533 amino acids.
AUGUUGUUCAAGAGCGCACUGUUGGCUGCGGCCACGCUCUCUCCCUCGACCUUGGCCGCUUUUGGCGCCUCGCAGAGUGGGGACAACAUCGUUGUUGAUACUGGCGCGACCAAUCCCCUCAUCUUUACCGUCAAUGCAAAGAGUUGUGAUAUCACUUCGAUCAAAUAUCGAGGAGAAGAGUUGCAGUCCUCAGAGAAGGGAUCGCACAUCUCAUCUGGACUAGGCACUGCAACUGUCAAAUAUGAGACGAUUAGCGGCCAAUAUGUCAAGGUUACCUGCACAACUAGUACCUUGACGCACUACCUUGUCGCGAAGUCCGGCGAAGCGACAAUAUACAUGGCGACAUAUACGACUGCCGAGCCCAGCAUCGGUGAAUUGCGCUUCAUCGCUCGUCUGAAAAGUAGCGCUCUACCACUAGAGUAUCCCUUUGGCGUCGUAUCAACAACUGUUGGGUCGACAUCGACGGUCGAAGGGUCAGAUGUGUUUGUAGUUAACGGGCAAACGCGAAGUAAAUUUUACUCGAGUGAGCGCUUCAUUGACGACACUACACACUGCGUCUAUCGUGAUGGUACCGACGCAGUUCACGCCUGCUUCCUUAUGAACUCCUACUCUUACGAAGCCUCAUCCGGUGGCCCUUUCCACCGCGACAUCAACACAAACAACGGAGGAGACUACACUUCAUUGACAUUCUACAUGAACAGUGGCCACGUUCAGACAGAGAAGUUCCGUCAGGGUCUGCACGGGCCGUAUGCCCUAGCCUUCUCUCGCUCCGGUAUACCUGCAGGUGGCUCCAGUAUGGACACUACAUUCUUCAAGGACCUUAGUGUGACAGGCUAUGUGGCUCCAUCCGCCAGGGGUACAGUGACUGGAACGGCAACAGGUGUUAGCUCCAGUUUCCAACGGGUGUUGCACUGGUACAACGAUGCAUCCCAAUAUUGGGCAUACGCUGAUAGUAGCGGCAAAUUCACAUCGCCAGCAAUGAGGCCUGGCACCUACACCCAGGUCCUCUACCAGGGAGAGUUCAAGGUCAAAGCCGCCAGUGUGACGGUUUCAGCCGGUAAGGCAACCACUGCGAACAUUGCCGCCGAUACCGAAACCAAGACUUCAGUCUGGCGCAUCGGCGAAUGGGAUGGUCAGCCCAAAGGCUUCCGCAACGCAGACAAGCAAUUGCGAAUGCACCCCACAGAUUCGCGCAUGGCAUCCUGGGGUCCAUUGACGUAUACAGUUGGCUCUAGCACCCUUGACAGUGUCCCCAUGGCUAUCGUCAAAGACAACAACCCCCUUACAAUCAAGUUUUCGGGCAUCUCUACCGCCGCGGCGACACUCCGUGUUGGUACCACACUCUCCUUCGCAGGUUGUCGUCCAUCGGUUAUAGUCAAUAGCUUCAGUGCUGCCACACCUGCUGCGCCAACAAAGAUCGAUUCGCGUGGUUUGACUCGAGGCGCAUAUCGGGGGUAUGGGGAGGUCUACAACUAUGAUAUACCAGCUGGUACGUUGGUUAGCGGAAGCAACACCAUCAAGAUUAGCUGUACGAGCGGAAGUUCCGGUACUGGCUUUCUGGCUCCAAAUGUGAUUUUGGAUGCGAUAGAGUUGUUCAAUUAG